AUGGUACAUCUGACAACGGGUGUAAAAGUCCCACAUCUGCCAACGGGUCUAAAAGUCCCACAUCUGACAACGGGUGUAAAAGUCAACACAUCUGACAACGGGUGCAAAAGUGCCCCAUCUGACAACGGGUGUAAACAUGGUACAUCUAACAACAGGUGUAAACGUGCCACAUCUGCCAAUGGGUGUAAACGUACCACAUCUGACAACAGGUGCAAAUUGAAUCAGAAGCAAGACCCAACAAGAGACGAAAUUGAGAAAAGGGAGAAAGAAAUGUUUCGUAAAAAGGAUGAAGAGGAUGAAGAACAAGAAGAAGAACAACAACAAGAAAGAAGAAAAGAAGAAGGCGAUAAACUUACAGUGAAUCAGAAGCAAGACCCAACAAGAGGCGAAGUUGAGAAGAGAAAGAAAGGUUUCGUAAAAAGGAUUAAGAGGAAGAAGAACAAGAAGGAGAAGAAGAGAGACGAUAAAAAUGAAUCACAAGCGGGAACCAACAAGAGGCGAAGUUGGGAAACAAGCGAACGUCGUCGGAAGGGAGAAAUGGGUGAUGGGGGGAGGCUACGUCUCAAAGAUUCGGGGAAAUGCAAUCAAUAA
Molecule: messenger RNA, 591 nt
Organism: Macrobrachium nipponense
Lineage: Eukaryota; Metazoa; Arthropoda; Malacostraca; Decapoda; Palaemonidae
Exons: 2
Coding region: 1-591 (196 amino acids)
Source: RefSeq, a predicted model, not a curated record